AUGGCGGAUCAGGAGAAGAAGGGAGACACGCUGGUGCAGCAAGCCGAUAAGAAGCUUAAGGGAUGGGCCUUUUUUGGCGGGAAAUACGACGAGGCUGCAGAGCUAUUGGAGAAAGCCGCCACGUCGUACAAGGUCGCUAAAGCGUGGGACAAAGCGGCGGACGUAUACUGCCGACUCUCAGAGAUCCAGCUCAAGCACCUGGAUAGCUCGCACGAGGCGGCGUCUGCGCUCAUAGAGGCCAGCAACGCGCUCAAGAAGACCAGACCCGCCGUGGCGAAGGAGCGGCUGAAGGAGGCCAUAGACCUGUUCAUUGACAACGGCAGGCUCAGCAUGGCAGCGCGCCACUGCAAGGACCUGGCGGAGAUGUAUGAGAAGGAGGAGGACGCGGCGAACGCGGUGAUCUGGUUUGGCCGCGCUGCUGACUUCUAUCAGACGGAGAACGCCAACACGAGCGUCAACCAGAUGAAGCUCAAGGUCGCCGAGUACUCUGCCCUCAAUGCUGACUACGCGGAGGCGAUAGAGAUCUAUGAGCAGGUGGCGAAGGACUCGCUGAGCAGCAACCUGCUCAAGUACAGCGUCAAGAACUACCUCCUCAACGCCGGCAUCUGCCAGCUCUGCCGCGCCGACACCGUUGCUGUUAACAACGCACUCGACAAGUACCAGGAGAUGGACCCCACUUUCUCAGACACGAGGGAGUUCAAACUGCUAUCAAGCCUAGCGCAGGCAGCGGAGGAAGGGGAUGCGGAAGCGUUUACAGAUGCCAUCAAGGAGUUUGACAACAUCACUCGCCUGGACUCCUGGAAGACAACACUGCUACUUCGAGCAAAAAAAUCAAGCUUUUCUCUCCGCGGAAUCACCUCCGCGCGACCGCGCGUCAGUCCGCCCGCCACCACGGCGUCUUCCGCGCUCUCCGCGGCAGCAGCAGGGGCCCGUGUGGCCUCUACUGCCCCUGCUGCCACUGCUGCCUCUGCUUCAACUUUCAGGCUUUCUUUCCGCGAUGGAGCUGCUACUAGUACUGUCUGCAGCGCGAACGCGAGUGUUAGUGCUAGCUUGACGAGUUCGACGCUUUCGGCGAGUUCCACGAGAUUGCUGCAUCGAGGGGAGUUCUUGAUCGGGCGACGACUGGCCAUGGCGAGUGCAGCUGUUGUUCCAACGGGAGGCGCGCAGGAGGAGGCAGGGUUAGGGAAAGGAGAAGAGACAACACACGCUGUUCCAGUGCAAGCAACGGCGAUCCAUGACACCCACAAGAUCCACGUGGCAUCACCGGACGACGCGGCGCAUCGCCCGGCGGUGCCCGUGCGGUCGCACGACAUGCUCGCGCCGUUCACCGCGGCGCACCAAUUCACCGACGCGCACCCGCUCGUUAUAGUCAAGUCCGAGGGCGUGUACAUCUGGGACAGCGACGGGCGGCGGUAUUUGGACGGACUCGCGGGCCUGUGGAGCACGGCGCUGGGCGGCAACGAGCAGCGGCUGAUCGACGCGGCGGACGCGCAGAUGAAGAAGCUUCCGUUCUACCACUCGUUCUGGAAUCGCGCCACGGAGCCCGCCAUGGAGCUCGCUAAGGAGCUGACGGGCAUGUUCACGGCGGAGCGCAUGGGGCAGGUGUUCUUCACCAACAGCGGCUCCGAUGCCAACGACACGCAGGUGAAGCUGGUGUGGUACUACAACAACGCGCUGGGGCGGCCGAACAAGAAGAAGUUCAUUGCUCGCGACAAGGCGUACCACGGCUCCACCCUCGUCUCCGCCAGCCUCACGGGGCUCUCCCCGCUGCACAAGAGCUUCGAUCUGCCAGUGGACUUUGUACUCCAUACAGACUGCCCGCAUUACUGGCGCUACGGCCGCCCGGGCGAGAGCGAGCAGGAGUACAGCACACGCCUGGCAGACAGCCUAGAAGCUCUCAUAGAGCGCGAGGGCGCUGAUACCAUCGCAGCCUUUAUCGCCGAGCCGGUCAUGGGCGCCGGGGGCGUCAUCCCGCCGCCCGCGGGUUACUUCGAGAAAGUCCAGGCCAUUCUGCGCAAGCACGACAUCCUCUUUAUCGUGGACGAGGUGGUGUGCGGCUUCGGCCGCCUCGGCACCAUGUUCGGCAGCGACCUCUACAACUUACAGCCGGACCUUGUGACUCUCGCCAAAGCCCUUUCCUCUGCCUACAUGCCGAUCGGCGCGGUGAUGAUCAGCCAUAGGAUCGUGCACGAGGUGGCGGCGCAUAGUAAUAAGAUGGGGAGCUUUGCGCACGGGUUCACGUACUCGGGGCACCCUGUGGCGUGUGCUGUGGCGCUGGAGGCGGUGAGGAUGUAUCAGGAGAUGGAUGUGGCUGCCGUUGUGCAGGCCGCUGAGCCGCUCUUUCAGGGAGGCAUACGGCACAUCUGCCGCAACAGCCCCAUAGUGGGGGAGGUGCGCGGGCAGGGGCUCAUACUCGCUAUAGAGCUAGCAGACCCCGCCACCAAGGAGCCCUUCCCGUCCGCGUGGGCGGUGGGGCCCUUCUUUGGGCAGUGUGCGGCGGCGCAUGGGCUCAUCGUGCGCACCAUUGGAGAUGUCAUUGCUAUGUCGCCUGCUCUCAUCAUUUCUCCCGGGGAGAUUCAGGAGCUCUUGUCUGUCAUCCGCCUUGCGCUCAAGGAGACAGAGGCCUACGUGCAAUCCAAACUGGACAUGGUCUGA
This is a messenger RNA of Closterium sp. Naga37s-1, 2655 nucleotides long. The record is from the annotation of a GenBank genome assembly. Lineage: Eukaryota; Viridiplantae; Streptophyta; Zygnematophyceae; Desmidiales; Closteriaceae.